UAGUUUCACUCCUACCGUACGUAACAAGAUGAUGAACUUGGUUUGGAUUUUGGAACUCCCCAGUCCUCAUCCUUAUUAAAACAAAAAAUUGUACGAGAAUAAAAAAAGUCGUUCAAAUAAGAACAAUGUUGUCCUUCAACCUACAGUGUUUACCACUUCAAAAAAAAUACCGUGUAAUAGACGAAACACUAUUUAAAAUUUGAGCAACCAAUUACAACUACGUUAAUGCUCCCGUAUCUUUCUAGACUCGUGCUAAUUAACGUGUAACUUGAUUUUGUUCAUAUAUUUAAAGGGACCAUUAACUGGGUCAACUGUUCAACCCUUUCAAUUUUCAGUCUAUUAUUUUAAUCCAAAUUCAACCUCAUGUUUUUGUUGAUUCCAUUGAUUCAUAGGCCGUUUUCCAUCACCAUUUUCUCUCUCCUAAUUUCUUCAUUUUUCUCCGUUUCAGAUUCACCUCCAAUUCCAAUUUUCUGCAAAAUAUUUUCAAGUUUGAGCUUAAUUUGUUGAAUUAAUUGAAGUUUGAGCUUAAUUUGUGGAUUAAUUGAAGUUAUUAUAGUAUUAUUAUGAGUGUCGGAGCUGAAAAAUGUUGGUUAGUUCUGACGAUAGCGGUGUUGGUUGUGGUAGUGAUAUCAAUGGCGGCGAUACAAGUUGAAGCUCAAGCUCAAGUUGAGAAUAAUGUAAAUGAAGAUGAGCUUCGAUCGCAGUUGAGAAGCGGAGUUGGGAAUGUUACUGAUAGGAUUGCAUUGGAGAUGCAACGCCGUGCUGACUUCUGCAUUCUUGAUGAGAAAUUGGAUUGGAAUAGAGCUUUUAAUUACUCAAAUUUGGACUUUUUGACUACAUGCAUGGCAAAAACUGAAGAUGCUGCCUCUCGAUUGUGCACAGAAGCAGAGAUAAGGGUCUACUUGGGUAGCUUCUUUGAUGGUGGUGGCCUUCAAGCUAACAAGAACUGUAAUCUAACUUCCUGGGUUGCUGGAUGCGAGCCCGGUUGGGCUUGCAGCGCUGGUUCUGUUCAAAAAAUUGAUUUGGAGAGUACUGACAAGGAGAUACCUGCAAGAACUUCUGAAUGUAAAAGUUGCUGUGAGGGUUUCUUUUGUCCACAAGGUCUUACUUGUAUGAUGCCUUGCCCUUUGGGUUCAUACUGUCCGUUGGCAACCUUUAAUCAAACAACUGGCUUAUGUGAACCAUACAAUUAUCAACUUCCCUCAGGAAGGAACCAUACAUGUGGUGGAGCGAACAUAUGGGCUGAUGUCGAUAGAAGUAGAGAAGUUUUCUGCCCUGCAGGAUCAUAUUGUCCCACAACCACUGAUAAAAAACCAUGUGAUAACGGACAUUACUGCUUGACAGGCUCUACAUCAGAAACACGAUGCUCCAAGUUGAUCUCAUGCAAGGAAAAUUCAAAGGAACAGAAUAUCCACACUUAUGGAAUUAUGCUAAUAAUUGCUUUAGUUGCUCUUCUUCUCAUCAUCUACAACUUCUCGGACCAAAUUCUUUCCAUUCGAGAGCGAAGACGUGCCAGAAACCGAGAACGAGCUGCUAGAAGUGUGCAACAGAAGGAACUUGUGCGAGCAAGGUGGAAAGUUGUAAAAGAUGCUGCUACAAAGCAUGCAGGCAAGUUACAAGCUAAUCUAUCACGAAGAUUUUCAAACAGAAAUCAUCCAGAAAAUUUCGAGAUUUUGCAUGAUCUUGACGUCCAAGAAGAUACUUUUCCACUGCCAACUAAUUAUGCUGGUAAUUCAAGCGCUUUGCAGCCAUCCACAGGUUUAGAGGGACCAGUAAAUCGAUCAGGCUUACAUAUACCUGAAGAUGGGCCUCGUAAUCCUGCUAGAUUAAGCCUUGAGAUUAAAGGAAAAAAUUCAAAGGAAAAAGCUCUCAAAGAAAAAGGCAUUCGUACAGAAAGUCAGAUUUUCAAGUAUGCAUAUGGUCAAAUUGAGAAAGAAAAAUCUCAAGAGAGGCGGUAUGAAAAUAGAACUUUUUCUGGAGUGGUUUCAUUAGCUACUGGAGAUGAACAAAAGAAAAGGCCUUUAAUCGAGGUUGGUUUUAAAGAUCUAACUCUGACAUUGAAAAGCAAGCAAAGAUGUCUUUUAAAGUGUCUAACCGGAAAAAUUAUGCCUGGCCGUAUAACUGCCGUCAUGGGGCCAUCAGGUGCUGGGAAAACAACAUUAAUGUCUGCAUUAGCAGGAAAAGAAACUGGUUGCAAUAAGAGUGGCUUAGUUCUUAUAAAUGGCAAACCGGAGUCAAUUCAUUCUUACAAGAAAAUAGUUGGUUUUGUGCCACAAGAUGAUAUUGUACAUGGGAACUUGACUGUUGAGGAGAACCUUCGAUUCAGUGCAUGGUGCAGACUGUCCACUAAAUUGCCAAGAGCAGAAAAAGUUCUAAUUGUCGAAAGAGUUCUUAUGAACUUGGGGCUACAGGAGGUGCGGGAUUCCUUGGUUGGAACUGUGGAGAAACGAGGAAUCUCUGGAGGCCAGAGAAAGCGAGUAAAUGUUGGCCUGGAGAUGGUUAUUGAGCCUUCCCUUCUAUUUUUGGACGAACCAACCUCUGGUUUGGACAGUUCAUCGUCAAGAUUACUCCUAAAAGCACUUAAACAUGAAGCCCUUGCAGGAGUGAACGUUUGCAUGGUAGUUCAUCAGCCCAGCUAUGCACUAUUCAAGAUGUUUGAUGAUUUGAUACUUCUUGCAAAGGGUGGUCUCAUGGUUUAUCAUGGAUCAGUAAGAAAUGUAGAGGAGUACUUUGGAGGGCUUGGAAUUAAUGUUCCGGAACGAGUGAACCCUCCGGAUCACUAUAUUGAUAUUCUGGAGGGCAUGGUGGAGCCAAGCCCUAGUUCCAGUAUUAACUAUAAAGACCUUCCUUUAAGAUGGUUGCUUCACAACGGGUAUACGGUGCCGGAGGAUAUGCAAUCCAGAGCUGCUGAAUUGGGAAAUCCUUUGAGAAGUGGAAGUGAUUCUACUGGUUCUGGUAGUGAGCUCCAGUCUUUUACCACAGAAAUUUGGCAGGAUGUAAGGUCCAAUGUUGAGCAACGACGUGACCACAUCCACCACUAUUUCCUCAAGCAAAAGGACUUGGCUGAUCGUAGAACCCCUGGAAUAAUCCGGCAAUACAAGUACUUCCUUGGCAGGAUAACCAAGCAGCGACUACGAGAAGCCAGGUUACAGGCAACCGAUUAUCUUAUACUAUUACUUGCCGGAGCUUGCCUAGGUGCUAUUACCAAAAUCAGUGACACAGACUUUGGGGCAACCGGAUAUACAUAUACUAUCAUUGCUAUAUCUCUCUUAUGUCAAAUUGCUGCACUAAGAACCUUCUCUCAGGACAAGUUACAAUACUUGAGAGAGAGUGCUUCUGGCAUCAGCAGCUUAGCACAUUUCCUUGCAAAGGAUACCGUGGACCAAUUUAAUACAGUGAUCAAGCCUGUUGUGUUUCUCUCUAUGUUUUACUUCUUCACAAAUCCAAGAUCUACCUUCAUCGACAAUUAUACUGUUCUGAUCUGUCUUGUCUAUUGUGUGACGGGAAUGGGUUAUGCUUUUGCCAUCUUCCUGAACCCUGGUCCUGCCCAACUAUUUUCAGUGCUUUUCCCUGUUUGCUUAACCCUGAUUGCAAGUCAGUCACUGAAAAAUGAGGCAUUGAAAGGCAUAGCCUAUCUAUGUUACCCUAAGUGGACUCUGGAAGCACUAGUGAUUGCAAACGCGAGGAGGUAUUAUGGAGUGUGGCUUAUAAAUCGUUGUGGCAUUCUUGUAAAAUUGGGUUAUAAUCUCCAUGCUUGGAAAGAAUGCAUCUUAAUCCUCAUUGCUUUCGGUUUGGUUAGCCGUGUAAUAGCUUUCAUCAGUCUGCUGAUUAUUCGAAAGAAGUGAGGUUAUUUCUUUGGUCAGUUCUAUUUUUACUCCAAACACGAUUUUUUGUCCCUGAGAUCAGACAUAUUGAAAUCCAUCAUCAGCAGCCAACUGGUUCUGCACCGCCUUUCAAACUUUUGAUUAGAUACUCGAGUUUGAAGAGAAGGAUCUUGCUGAUCUAGGGAUUUUAUGCCUUUAGGUGACUUGUAUCAUACAUUUUUUUUUGUACAUGUAAAAGGUACAUUGUGUAUGUUAGUCUGUACAUAGAUAUUAAAGCCACUCCUUGAGUCCUUGCCAACUUGUAAAAGGAGCUAUAAAAGCAAAGCAACGAUUUAAAUACGACACAUUCUUCUACAAUUGUUAAUUCACUAGUUUUGUGAUUGACUAAUUGUGUGAUUUGUAUUCCUUUGUUCGAGAUUAAUUGUCAUAUCAUUAGUUCAAAUUACACUAUUGAUGAGCAAUUUAUGUUGGACAAACGAAGUACAGAUUUUGGUGUCAUUACGAUACAUGUUACAUAAACUUUUGGCUAAAUAAUUUUUGUUA
Molecule: messenger RNA, 4367 nt
Organism: Chenopodium quinoa (quinoa)
Lineage: Eukaryota; Viridiplantae; Streptophyta; Magnoliopsida; Caryophyllales; Amaranthaceae
Product: ABC transporter G family member 24-like
Exons: 14
Coding region: 564-3845 (1093 amino acids)
Molecular function (GO): ABC-type transporter activity; ATP hydrolysis activity; ATP binding
Source: RefSeq, a predicted model, not a curated record